UGCUGUGAAUCCGCCUUCCCGGUAGAUGUCUCUUUGAAAAGCGCCCGAGCGAAGGGACGACCGUCGGAAGGCGUUCGCCUUCCCCCGGCGGUUUGCGGGCCUCUCGGCGAGCAGCGCGCGCGGCGGAUUGGAAAGGGAAAAAAUACCUAUAUAAAUAAGAAAAGGAGGGGGGGGGGAUAAAAAAGAGAGGAAGGGAGAGAGGAAGCGACAGCGGCGAGGUUUCGCCCCCGCCCCCAAACCGCCCGGGAUCAUCGAGGAAACAGGUCACGAAACAGCCCUUCUCCCGGAAGGGACAUCAAAGGUGCUUCUAAAAAGCAGCAGUAACAGGAGGAGUUCGAGCCCUCGAGCCCAGCAGGCUCCGAUCCCCACUGCCUGCCCGCCGGCUGCUUCCUAACCGGAGACCACGCGGCGACCCACGGCCCCCACCGGCCGGCCCCGGCUCCCCUCGUCCCCCCACCGGCCGGUCCCCAGCGCGUGGGUCUCCGCCAGCGACGCCGCAGAGGGAAUCCCGCUGCCGGAGCAGCCCGUAGCGCUCCCCCGCAAGCCGCCCGGACGCCAGCUGAAGCCGCCUACCCGGCCAGCUCCGAGCAAAGGAGGCCGCAGAAGAAAAACCGGCAAGGGCAGUGCCGCGGCGAGCUGCAGGUGGAAAAAUCCAGACCAAGUCAAAGCAAGAAAGAAGCAGCCUUCGUGCUAUUUGUGUAACCUCCAGGCGGGAGAGAAACGGAUGCUGGGGAAAGAAUUCGGAGCCGCGGAGAUCCUCGGAGACUGAUAGGGAGAGAAUUAGAGAAACAAGUUGGCAGAGCUUUAAAAAGCAGAUUUGCAAACGCUGUCUGUAGGACCGGCCUUUUCCCCCAGGUUUGGGCUGGGUUUUCAGCAGAAUAACUCUCAUGGAGAGAUUAAGAACGCAACUAUUCCUGGACAGACUCAGAGCAUUUCUGACACUCUGAUCUGGACACAGAGCCCCCGCCCGCUCCCAGGAAGGGCUUCGACUCUUGUUUUCCCUGCCUCCUGGCGAGGAGCCCCCAAGCCAGCCUGCUGCGGGGAGCGUGACGGGAUCGUGGCCGGAGGCCCUCGCACCGCUGGAUGCUCUGAGCAGGUGUGAUGGAGCCCCAGCAGCCUGUGCCGACGAAGGGGGAAGGCGUCAGCAGCGAAGGGACUGAUCCUGAGAUCUGCCAGGUCCCUCAGGGUUUAGAGGAGGUCGUUGAGGGGGAAGAAAUACCAGCUGCUGGCCAGGAAAGCCAAGAGCCUGAUGAGCAGGACCAGACCGCAUGCAACGGGGAGGAAGAAGUGCCUCCAAGCCCAAGGCAGGAGGAGCUGUGCUGCGCCUUGGACCUUCUCUCCAUGGGUGAUGCUGAGCGGCCGGAGAGCGAGGAGGUGAGAGAAGAGAGCAAAGGCACCCAAGAGAGUUACGCGGCCACAGCGGAGGGCGACCGAGCUGCCGGAGAGGCCUCGCUGCCCGAUACCUCCGUGCCCAGCUUGGGUGCGGGGGCUGCGGAGCCGGCGCCUGAGCCCGCCAAGGCCCAGUCCCCAAGCCGGGAGCGGGAGCACGAGACGGAUUUCUACUGCGUGAAGUGGGUUACGUGGAAAGGCGAGCGGACACCCAUCAUCAUGCAGAGCGAGAAUGGGCCCUGCCCGCUCCUGGCCAUCAUGAACAUCCUCUUGUUGCAGUGGAAGGUGAAACUGCCCCCACAAAAGGAGGUGAUCACGUCGGAUGAGCUGAUGGCGCAUUUGGGGGACUGCAUCUUAUCCAUCAAACCCCAAGAGAAAUCGGAAGGGCUGCAGCUAAACUUCCAGCAGAACGUCAAUGACACCAUGAUGGUCCUCCCCAAGCUCUCGACGGGGCUGGAUGUCAACGUGCGCUUCACGGGUGUCUCGGACUUUGAGUACACACCUGAGUGCAUCGUCUUUGACCUCCUCAACGUCCCGCUCUACCACGGCUGGCUGGUGGACCCACAGAGCCCAGAGGUGGUGCAGGCCGUGGGCAAGCUCAGCUACAACCAGCUGGUGGAGAAGAUCAUCACCUGCAAACACUCGAGCGACUCCAACCUGGUGACCGAAGGCCUGAUCGCGGAGCAGUUCCUGGAGUCCACGGCCUCGCAGCUGACGUACCACGGGCUGUGCGAGCUCACGGCCGCCGUGAAGGAAGAGGAGCUGAGCGUCUUCUUCCGCAACAACCACUUCAGCACCAUGAUAAAGCACAAGGGCCACCUCUACCUGCUGGUGACGGACCAGGGCUUCCUGCAGGAGGAGGGGGUGGUGUGGGAGAGCCUCCACAACGUGGACGGCGAUAGCUGCUUCUGCGACACCGACUUUCAUCUCAGCCAUGCCCUGGGCAAGGAAGCGGCCGGCGCGUCCUCCCCGGAGCACCAACUGCAGCAGAGACAAGUGGACCAGGACUACAUGAUCGCCCUGUCCCUGCAGCAGCAACAGGGACAGGGCCCCUCGGCGCUCAGCGACCUCGAACUCGCGCGCCAGCUGCAGCAGGAGGAGUAUCAGCAUCAUCAUCAUCAGCAGCAGCAGCAGCGGCCGGCUCCGGCCCCCACGCAGGGCCGCGCGCAGCCGGGCGCCCGGGCGGCCGGAGAGCGGAGGCAGAGGCAGAAGCAGGACUCAGACUGCGUGCUCCUGUAGGGCCCCCCCCCCUCUCCCCCCCACCCGGCCCCGCGCCCCAUAAGGACUCCUGGAGGCACGGCACCCCCGGGUGCCCGGCCCCAUGUCCCCCCUCCUCGGGGUAACCCCGUCUCCCCUCCAGCCCUGCCUGGGGAGCCGUGGCCGGGAGCUACGACCCGGGACGAGGGGUGCUCGCAGGGGUCUCCCGUACUGUGCAGCUUGCCCCACUCGGGCCUCCGAGGAGACCCCAGCCCCAUGGCGGGGGGGAGGGAGAGGGGGGCUUGGGAACAGGACAGAGCGGGGCCAAGGUGGGGGAGACAAGGCGGUGGGGUGUCAACCCCCACCUACCUCCGGGAUCCCCAAAUCUUUCCAGUGGCCUUAAAACGGGGGUAAACUCCCCUCUCCCAGGGUGAGGGGUGUCGCCGGAGCACCCACGCACCCUGGGGACACCCACGCACCCUGGGGACACCCUCUCCACCCCCCCCCCAGCGCCACGCACCUGAGGCGGGGGGGACACCCCCGGUGUCCAUAACGCUGCCUUAGCCGUUUGCAAAUAAAAACGACUUUUCCCGUUGCA
Molecule: messenger RNA, 3184 nt
Organism: Rhea pennata
Lineage: Eukaryota; Metazoa; Chordata; Aves; Rheiformes; Rheidae
Gene: MINDY1
Product: MINDY lysine 48 deubiquitinase 1
Exons: 12
Coding region: 1102-2628 (508 amino acids)
Biological process (GO): protein K48-linked deubiquitination
Cellular component (GO): cell periphery; cytosol
Molecular function (GO): cysteine-type carboxypeptidase activity; K48-linked deubiquitinase activity; cysteine-type deubiquitinase activity
Source: RefSeq, a predicted model, not a curated record